CACAGCAGCACCAUCACGGCCGAAGGAACGGGAGAAAUCUGGAAAAGAGCAUUUAAAAAAAAGAAAAAGCCACACACAACAAUAUCAACUUCGUGCCGUGGAGAAAAUGGGAUAAUGAAAGAGAUUAUUUACUCGCACCGGGUCCCGCUGUUUGAUCACCUCCUCUGAGAAACUCAGAUGUUGCGUCGCUUGUGUUCUGCGCUUUUUACUCAUUCUCCUUGAGCGCUGCUGGUACAAAGGCGCUUGGUCCUGAGCAGCAGCACCUGGGAUUACUGCCAUAUGAAUGGGCAAGAGUGAACGGACUAGACAUCGCUGCCAAACCUGGAAUGGCAGACUCAUACAGUGAGUAAAUCCAGCAAGGUUAAAACACUUUCUUCAAUUUUUUUGUCUCCAUGAGAUCCAGAGCACCCGUGUCACCCCGCGAAGACAGCUGCUGUCAUUGUGUCGAGACUGAGAUUUUUUAUUUUUUAUUUUUAUUCUUCUUUUGAAAGUGGCCUUUCCUGGAAUGAUGCAUGAGAAAGACGAGCUGUGUUACAGUUUUUUAUUCCUUUUUCUGUCCCACACAUUCCCUGUUAUUCCUGUGACUGAACAGCCGGUUUCUCUUGUUCAGAAUGGGAUGUAUUGUUGCGACUGCGCAACCCACGACAAGUGUCAGCAAUUAGACUGUGUGUUUCUGAACGGGUUACCUAAAGGCCUGUUAUAAACACUGCCACAGCUUUGCAGUUGGAGGUGGACAUUGUUGUCGGUAAGGACUCUGUUGGCGAACUGGACUGAAAAGGAACGGACGGUGCGCCCUUGGCACCUUCCCCCCCAGUGUUUGUAUCAGGGUCGGCCACAGAAAUAAAUUAGGCACAAUAUGGUGGAGCCGGUGGGAUUCAUUGAAGCGUGGAAGGCACAAUUCCCAGAGUCAGAGCCUCCUAAGAUGGAGCUGCGGUCAGUCGGGGGCAUUGAGCAGGAGCUGGAGAAGUGUAAAGCCUCCAUCAGGCGCCUGGAGCAAGAGGUGAACAAGGAGCGCUUCCGUAUGAUCUACCUGCAGACCCUCCUGGCCAAAGAGAGGAAGAGCUACGACAAGCAGCGGUGGGGUUUCAGGAAGACCCCACUGAACGAGGGGAUGGACCCUGCAGCUGCACAGGGUGCAGAGUCUCAGUCCCAGCAGCCACACAUGCAGGAGACUGGUGGGGUUGGAAUAGGAGUAGGUGGUGGAGGAUACGGCGGUGUUAGCGGGGGUGUUGUGGAUAGGAAUCGUUUUCAGCCUGUUGGAGAUGGAGCUGGCAGGACCAAACCCAGACCUCCACCAGCCAGGAAGUCAGCCUCCCACGGAGAUGGACUGGAGGCAGCCUUUGAGGUACCCCAGCAAGUUGAGUCGAUGUCCUGCGACAACCUGGACGGCCUCUCACCAUCCAAGCAGAGAGGCGGCAUCUCCGUCUCUCCCCGCAGGCCCACCCUUCCACCCCCAGACAAGGAGCUGCCCUCUGACCCCAAGGACAAGCUUGGGAUGGGACUUGGUGUGGCAGCUCUUAGAUCCAACUUUGAGAGGAUCAAACGGGCCAACUCUCACUCUGCGGGUGAUGUAGCCAAGGGCCAGGAGAAACAGCUGCCGCCGCCGCCACCGCCGUUUUACACCAACAUGGAAUUCCACCACGAGAGGGGUCUGGUCAGGGUCAAUGACCGUGACGUCUCUGACAAGAUCAGCUCCCUGGGCAGCCAGGCCAUGCAGAUGGAGCGAAAAAGAUCUCUUCACUCCCUCCCAGGUAACCUGGCAACAGUGGCUGGGGAGCUUCGUGCCAGGCCAGUGUAUAGAGGACGGUCCACUGAGAGCACAUGUGGCUAUGAUGCAGAAUAUGAGGAUGGAGAACCCAACCAGAGACAUUCAGGGAGGGCCAACGGGGGCAAACCUCCACCCCCGCCUUGGCAGCCCUCAGACUUCCAGGCCUACUCCAGUGUCUAUGUAGGUGGGGUGAUGAUGGGUGAAGGUGGUGGUGGUGGAGAUGGUAGAGGUGGUGGAGGAGGUGGUAGUGGAGUCACAAUGAGAGACCAUGGGGGAGGGGAUGACCACCUCCUCACCUGGCCACGCCGCUCAUACUCCCCAGGUAGCUUUGAGGAUGUCGGUGGAGGUGGCGGCUACACACCAGACUGCAGCUCCAACGAGAACCUGACGUCCAGCGAGGAGGACUUCUCCUCAGGCCAAUCUAGCCAUGUCUCACCCAGCCCCACCACGGCCUUCCGCCGACCCUUCAGAGAGAAGAGCCGCUCGCCAUCCCAGAACUCCCAGAACUCCCAGCACUCCUUGGACAGCAGCAGCCCUCCGACACCGCAGUCCCAGAAGCGUCACCACCGGCAGCAGGGCCACGUGGUCAUGUCUGAGGCCACGAUUGUGAGUGUUCGCAAGACUGGUCAAAUCUGGCCACCUGCUGCCCAUCACGACCUCAUGCCCCACGGUAGAACAUCCCAUGACAACAGUUUCCAUGGAGAUCACCUAGAUGGUCAUUUCACGGGGACCCCUCCUACAUAUGGUUACGAUGCAGACCGUGCAGAGGAGCAGCGGAGGCACCACGACAUCCUGCCGUACAUCGAUGACUCGCCAUCGUCUUCACCACACCUCAGCUCCAAGAGCCGCAGCAGUCGAGACACUCUCUCAUCGGGGUCACUGGAGUCCUCCAAGUCGACUGAAUGUGAUCUGGAAAAAGGUUUGGAGAUGAGGAAGUGGGUCCUGUCUGGGAUCUUGGCCACUGAGGAAACAUACCUCAGUCAUCUGGAGGCACUGCUGCUGCCCAUGAAGCCUCUAAAGGCUGCAGCUACAACGUCGCAGCCUGUCCUCACGGUGGCCCAGAUAGAAACCAUCUUCUUCAAAGUGCCUGAGCUCUAUGAGAUCCACAAGGAGUUCUAUGAUGGACUUUUGCCCCGCGUUCAGCAGUGGAGCCACCACCAGAGAGUCGGGGACCUCUUUCAGAAACUGGCCAGCCAACUAGGAGUUUACCGAGCAUUUGUGGACAACUACGAGCUGGCUGUGGAGACGGCGGAGAAGUGCUGCCAGGCUAACACACAGUUUGCUGAAAUCUCUGAGAACCUGAAGGUGAGGAGCCCCAAGGACUGUAAGGACCAGACGGCUAAGAACUCUUUAGAGGCUUUACUAUAUAAACCGGUGGACAGAGUGACACGCAGCACAUUGGUACUUCACGACUUGCUCAAACACACGCCCACCAGCCACCCGGACCACCCUCUUCUGCAGGAUGCCUUGCGGAUCUCCCAGAACUUUUUGUCCAGCAUCAACGAGGAGACAACGCCCCGACGCCAGUCUAUGACUGUCAAGAAGGGAGAGAACCGGCAGCUGCUGAAGGACAGUUUCAUGGUGGAGCUGGUGGAGGGAGCCAGGAAGCUGCGACAUGUCUUCCUCUUCACUGAUCUGCUGCUCUGCGCCAAACUGAAAAAACAGAUUGGAGGAAAAAACCAACAGUACGACAGUAAGUGGUACAUCCCCCUGACUGAACUGACCUUCCAGGGCCCCGAGGAGACCGAACCACUUACAAUCCCCCAGGUCCCUGAUGAAGAGCUUGACGCCAUGAAGGUCAAGAUCUCACACCUCCGCAGCGAGAUGCAGAGAGAGAAGAGAGCCAACAAGGGUUCAAAAGUUAUCGACCGUCUCAGGAAGAAGCUGUCCGAACAGGAGUCUCUUCUCCUGUUAACAUCUCCGAGUAUGCCCCUCCGAGUCUACAACAAGAACGGCAAGAGUUACAGUUUCCUGAUUUCGUCUGACUAUGAACGUGCAGAGUGGAAGGAGAUAAUCAAAGAACAGCAGAAGAAAUGUUUUAAAACAUCCUCCUUGACGUCCAUGGAGUUGCAAAUGUUGACCAACUCCUGUGUUAAACUACAGACUGUCCACCACAUUCCACUUAGCAUCAAUAAAGAAGAGGAUGAAUCCUCUGGUCUCUGCGGGUUCCUGAAUGUAAUCGUCCACUCCGCCUCCGGCCUCAAACAGAGCUUGAAUCUCUACUGCACAUUGGAGGUGGAUUCCUUUGGUUUCUUUUCAAACAAAGCCAAGACGAGAGUGUAUCGAUACACCACUGAACCCAAAUGGAACGAGGAGUUUGAGAUUGAACUGGAGGGCUCUCAGACCCUGAGGCUGCUCUGCUACGAGAAGUGUUACAACAAGACCAAGCAGAACAAAGAGGAUGGAGAGAGCACAGACCGCAUCAUGGGGAAAGGACAGAUCCCGCUUGACCCUCAGACUCUCCAAGGCAAAGACUGGCAGAGAACAGUUAUUCCAAUGAAUGGGAUCGAGGUCAAACUCUCCAUGAAGUUCACCAGCCGAGAGUUCAGCCUGAAGAGGAUGCCCUCGCGGAAACCUAUGGGUGUGUUUGGUGUCAAGAUCUCCACAGUGACCAAACGAGAGCGCUCCAAGGUGCCCUAUAUUGUCCGGCAGUGCCUAGAGGAGAUUGAAAGGAGGGGUAUGGAGGAAGUGGGCAUCUAUCGAGUAUCAGGGGUGGCCACUGAUAUUCAGGCCCUGAAGACUGCCUUUGAUACCAAUAAUAAAGAUGUGUCAGUGAUGAUGAGUGAGAUGGACGUCAAUGCCAUUGCCGGGACCUUGAAGCUGUACUUCAGAGAGCUGCCAGAACCUCUUUUCACUGAUGAGCUCUAUCCAAACUUUGCAGGCGGCAUCACCUUGUCUGAUAGUGUUGCCAAAGAGAGCUGCAUGUUGAACUUAUUGCUGUCGCUGCCAGAACCAAACCUGGUCACAUUCCUUUUCCUUCUGGACCACCUGAAGAGGGUGGCAGAGAAGGAAGGCAUCAACAAGAUGUCUCUCCACAACCUUGCAACAGUGUUCGGGCCAACCUUGCUGAGGCCCGCCGAGAAGGACAGCAAGAUCCCCUCUAACCCCACGCAACCCAUCAGCAUGGGGGACAGCUGGUCCUUGGAAGUUAUGGCACAGGUUCAGGUGCUGCUGUAUUUCCUCCAGCUGGAGACCAUCCCCACCCCAGACAGUAAACGACAGAGCAUCCUCUUCUCCACUGAAGUAUAAAGCUAACAUUGGCUCUGUCUACCUGACACUUUGAGCAGAAAGGAAUGAAAAAGAGACGGACCUUGGCUCAAAGUGAGCCUAUAGUAGUAUGUUUUUGAAUUGACUGACCGGACUCCGUUAGACUCUUGGGGCUGGUAAGGAUUGUCUCUGGUGAUACUUGCCCUGCUCGAACAUGAGAGGGCGCCAUUGGGCCUCUGAAGCUCAGAGGAUGUGAGGUCCCCCUUCAUUAAAUAUCGCUCAUGUUUAAGUACCAUCCCCUGUACCUUCAGUGAUGUUGUGGGUACAUCUGCCAUCUACAUUUCUCCACCCUGCCACAACCACAACUGUCUACCUUGUAGACAGUUGUGGUUCAUAAGUCAAGAAGGUGAAG
This is a messenger RNA of Toxotes jaculatrix (banded archerfish), 5387 nucleotides long. RefSeq names its product BCR activator of RhoGEF and GTPase (gene bcr). Gene Ontology annotation, cellular component: membrane. Bases 857 to 5017 code for a protein of 1386 amino acids. Gene Ontology annotation, biological process: positive regulation of GTPase activity; protein phosphorylation; intracellular signal transduction. The transcript has 23 exons. The record is from RefSeq and is a predicted model, not a curated record. NCBI's taxonomy places the organism in Eukaryota, Metazoa, Chordata, Actinopteri, Toxotidae. Gene Ontology annotation, molecular function: guanyl-nucleotide exchange factor activity; protein serine/threonine kinase activity; GTPase activator activity.